Molecule: messenger RNA, 702 nt
Organism: Bolinopsis microptera
Lineage: Eukaryota; Metazoa; Ctenophora; Tentaculata; Lobata; Bolinopsidae
Product: DNA replication complex GINS protein PSF3-like
Exons: 3
Coding region: 16-636 (206 amino acids)
Biological process (GO): mitotic DNA replication initiation
Cellular component (GO): GINS complex
Source: RefSeq, a predicted model, not a curated record
GGUAAUAGUUAAAACAUGUCUAUCAGCAGCCAAAGUCUUGUCGAUGGAGUUGUUCCAGAGGACUAUUUUAGUUUUGAAAGUAUACUGGCGGAGCAGCAAACGAUUGCAUGUGUUUUAAAAAAGUCUAUGUUCAGACUGGGUUUUUUAGAUCCAAGCAAUCAGAAUGAAAAUCUUGUGUCUGGUAGCAAAAUGGAGCUCCCUCUGUGGAUGGCAUCAUAUCUGGCCAACAAGGAGUUUGUUGCUUGUGAGCUUCCUAAACCUUAUCAGGAAACUUCCAGAAACAUUCUCCUAGCCGACUCCUCAGUUGUUGAUCUUUUCAAACAGGUGAUGUAUUUCUACGAAACAGGAACUAAACUGAUCAAGAUUCCACACCCGGAGUGUCCCCACGUGUCCGUCUCUCUUGUCAAAACGUUUGUGGGAAGAUUCAAGAAAAUAAUGGACAGUUCACAAAACUGCAGAAACCAGGAUCUCAGUAACAUGUGCCAGAAACUGGACGUGGACGAGAAGAAACUCUUUGAAAUAAACAGACUGAGCGUUGAGCUGUUAGAUAAGUGGGAGAGAAGGGAGUCUAAUAUUAUUGUUCCCUCUAAUUUGGUGCUGCAGAGCAGGAAACGUAAACGUGACCAGGUCUUUUGAGAUUGGAAUCUUUGAGUCACUUUAUUUGAAAUGAUGAUAUACAGGGUGAGUUGAAAAUAGUGUGUG